Messenger RNA from Schizosaccharomyces japonicus yFS275, 3356 nucleotides. RefSeq names its product TFIIH regulator. Bases 221 to 3271 code for a protein of 1016 amino acids. Gene Ontology annotation, biological process: protein maturation; iron-sulfur cluster assembly. NCBI's taxonomy places the organism in Eukaryota, Fungi, Ascomycota, Schizosaccharomycetes, Schizosaccharomycetales, Schizosaccharomycetaceae. The transcript has 6 exons. The record is from RefSeq and is a predicted model, not a curated record. Gene Ontology annotation, cellular component: nucleus; cytosolic [4Fe-4S] assembly targeting complex.
UGCGCGUCUACCAGAAACCAAAUACUAGUUUAAGUUUUUGAAUUCGCAAAUUUCGAAUCGUCGCCGUUUUUGUUGAAAACAAAAUCAGUUUUAUUUCAAUUCGUGUAGGAAGAACAAUUGCACGAUUUCUUUUUUGUUGGAGCUUUUUUUCUUCGUUCUGGAAACGUACAAUUAAGGCUCUCUACCUUUUUCCUUUCUGGGAUAAAUUUUGGUCUGAUAAAUGGAUUCAGGUGUUAUUGCUGCUUAUGUUUAUGAAAAAAACCAGGACUCUAAUGAAUCUGAUGAUCUUGUUGCUGUGAUCAGUUCGAAGAUUCAAAGUGGAGAAUUCAGAAUUGUUGAUCUUGUUGCCAAUUUGGGCGAGUUUUUAACAAGAGAUGACAAUAAUGUUAGAGGAAAAGCUCUUUUGCUUCUUUCCUGCGUAUUAGAAAGACUUCCUUCUGAUUAUUUAACGGCUAAGCAUGUGUACGUGCUAUUUCAGUUCUAUUUAAAUCGGUUGGACGACGAAUUUGUUUUAAAAGAAAACAUGAGGGGUCUUGGGGCUAUCUUAAAAAUGAAUCAGCUUCCCAUUCAGCAAAUUCCUACUUUUUUGGAGCACAUUUCCACUCAAAUUGACAUGCCAAAGUAUUCUCAAUCCACUCGGCAUGCAGUCUUGACUACUCUCAAAAUUUUCCUCACUGUUCAUAUGGACAGCCUUGUGAAAGCCGGGCCGUCUUUCUGUUAUCCUAAAUUUGUAAAACUAUUUCAGGGAGAAAAAGAUCCUAGAAACAUUAUGCUGUGCUUCGAAAUGAUUAAGCUGCUGAUUCAAAAUUUGGAUGUAACUCCUUACGCAGAAGAGAUUUUCAACAUAUCGUAUUGUUACUUUCCAAUUACGUUUCGUGCACCUGCCAAUGAUCCUCAGUUUCCCAUUACCACCGAGCAGUUAAAGCACAGCUUGCGGGAUGUGUUAGUUUCCACGAGUCUUUUCUCACCCUUUCUACUCCCUCUAUUAUUUGAAAAGCUCAAAGCAUCUGCUGCUCGAGUGAAGCUUGAUACGCUGGACAUACUCUAUCAUGCUUUCUGUUUUUGGCCCAUUGAAUCGUUCUCGAAUGAAACGAAAAAUUAUUGGGUGUCUGUGAAACAUGAUAUCUGGGAGGAGACGGAUACGAACGUGAAAAAUGAAGCAUUAAAGGUUCUGAACAAGCUUGCAUUGCGUAUGUCAGAAAGUUCAGCGCUGGUUGAGCAAAAUAGGCAAUGGCUCAGUCUAAUUAUCGAUGAGAAUUUACAGAAUAUUACUAAGGAUUUCGAUAAUAAGGCUGGAAUUUCUUUUGGCGCCAGCUUUGCAGCUAUUUCGAGCAACAAUCCUGCUGUCUUUGAGUUUUCUUUUGACAAGGUUGUCAAGUUUCUUGAAGACAACUGCAAAGCCGAGGAAUCACUUCCUAAAAAACAGACCCUGUUAUCAUUCUGUUCAUACCUUGUGGAUUCAGCACUUAAAGUAUACGGAAGGAGAAAGCAGGUUAAAUCCGUUGAAAUAUCCCCUCUUUUUCUUCAAAGCAAGAAUCUGCUUCUUGUUUUUGCUUAUGCCUCCCUUGAAGGCGUGAGCAAAGAUCAAGUUCAAUUGAGGACGCUCGCCUUGCGCUGCGUGCAUAAGAUCGCUUGUAUCCGUGGAUACAUGAACGACGAAGAAGUUGCAAUGGUUGCCCGUAUUUUAAGGGACAUAGCUUUCGAUAAAGAUGAACCUUUGUCGAAAGACGCUGUUGAAAAAAUUGCGGACUUAGCUAAGUAUAAGCCUACUAUCAUCUCUGAAGUGUGUUUCCCAACAGCGUUUUCGCAACUUGAGCUUUCUGCAAAUCAAUCUAGUGAAGGUUUCUCCCACGCGUUCCAUGUUUUGGAGCAGAUUUCUACGGAGACAUUUUUGUUUAAUAGUCUUGUCGUUCGUACGACCGCAUUGAUUGAGGAUCAAUUGCGAAAUGAAACCGAAAAUUCAAAACUUGUAGACCUUGCUUUACAAACACUCCUUCGGACACUUAGACGCAAACUAAAGGAAAAUUCAACGGAUGCUUAUCUUCAUGGAAAAGAUCUACUUUCUUGGAUAUUUAAGCAAGCACAGAGCUAUGCGCUAAAUGAAGCUCGUCUUCAUGUUUCAUCGCUUUUGACAAUGUCCCGGAUGGUAAACGAACUUGUGAGGGUUUUCUCGCACGAUGACCAAGAGGAAUUUUUCCAACAGGUUUGGAACCUUUAUCUUCCGGUUCAUCCUGAGUCACAACGUACUUCUGCUUUGAAAGUUUAUUUUGAUGAUAAGGCGAAACAAUUUCGACCUUUCCAAAUUGAGAGCAAUCAGAAAUUGCAUGAUACAUUACCUCUUUUUUGUGCGGCCUAUACCGCAUUAAGACCUACUGUAUCGUACAUUCGUACACUGGACGUGGAGCUUGUUUCCUUAUUCAUAAAACUUGUCUACAAUGACAAUUCAAACAUUGUUAAGAUGUUCCUUUUACGUUCUAUUUGCAGUGCUAUAAAUAAGGCAGAUUCAGUUGAUGCCUUCCUUAAUAGUCCGGACUAUGUUAGUUGUUACAAAAACUUCGAAACUGGUACAAAUGCGGAUCAGUCUCUCGACAUAGUGGCUUUUGUCAUCAAAGGUUUAGUUGGACGUAAUUACACCCAAGCUAUUGCAUCUCUGAAACAAUACGUUAAGAUUUUGGAAAGUGAUCGAUUCAUUCGUCUGCUUCCUAACGAAAUUUUAUACAUCUGCAAGGACGAUUUUUACUUAUCAAAGGAAAAUCAUUUUGUACAAAAACUGUUGUUCAAGCAGAAGCUGUAUAAUGCCAUCAUGCCUUCCUUGAUGACAUCGUUGCAAGAUGCUUCUGAACAGAGAAAGCCAGCAUAUUUAAUGGCAUUGGCCAACGUGAUCGGUAAUGUGCCAAAUGAGAUUGUAAUGAGCGAUUUAUCAAAUCUAUUUCCUCUUUUAUUGCAGUCCUUGUCUUUGGAUAAUCCAGCGGUCAAGUAUUAUGCAUUAAAUGUGAUACUCGCAUCCAUAACAGAGCUCCCCGAACUUGUUGCUGAGCAUAUCGAGACGCUUAUUGAUUUAUUGCUCAAGGCCGCUUGUGAUCUCAACAACUUGUUUAUCGUCAGACUCACAGCGUUAAAGUCACUGGGCUCUAUUACCGAACAGAUUCCUGCUCCAAAGCUUCAACCAUUGCGUAAUCGUGUUCAGAGAGAGCUGGUGAAGGCUUUGGACGAUCCUAAGCGUGAUGUUCGUGCAGCAGCGUGUAGUGCACGACACAAAUGGUUUUCUUAGAGAAAAAUGCAGAUUACGUGUAUUGAGAGUGGUUAAAAUUUGUUAGUUUCAUUAAAUAGACAACGUUUUUUGUUGAUAUGGGAUA